This is a messenger RNA of Rhincodon typus (whale shark), 1125 nucleotides long. RefSeq names its product poly(A)-specific ribonuclease PNLDC1-like. The transcript has 10 exons. The coding region runs from base 1 to 1125 and encodes 374 amino acids. Gene Ontology annotation, biological process: nuclear-transcribed mRNA poly(A) tail shortening. The record is from RefSeq and is a predicted model, not a curated record. Lineage: Eukaryota; Metazoa; Chordata; Chondrichthyes; Orectolobiformes; Rhincodontidae. Gene Ontology annotation, molecular function: RNA binding; poly(A)-specific ribonuclease activity. Gene Ontology annotation, cellular component: endoplasmic reticulum; cytoplasm.
AUGAGCUCAAUUAAAAUUGAGAGGGUUGGACGUACCAAGACACGCCCUUUAGACAACAUUCGGGUAGAGUGGGCGGGGAAAAGCUGCCCGGCAGCUUUCGAUUGGCUGCGCCCGGGCGUGUAUCCGUUCGGGCCGUGCUCUGACGUCAAAAAGGCGCGGCAAAUGAAUCACGUGGAGCCAGAAGUUGAGGGCGUAUUGAUUUGGAAGAAGGGAAACAUGUGCGAGGUGACCGCAGCAAAUUUUCAAUUGCUGUAUCCUCAGAUCAAGGAGGAGAUUGGAAACUGUGACUUUGUAGCGAUCGACACCGAAUUGACAGGUUUGCAUUCCUUCGGCUCCCCAACUGCACAACUGAGUUUGUUUGAUAACCCGCAGGAACGCUACGAUAAGCUGAGACCCAGCGUGACACGGUUCACGGUGUCACAGAUUGGUCUCUCUUUGUUUACCCAGCAGUCGGAUUCAGCCAAUGGGGUUGAUGUCCUCUGCUACAACUUCUACCUGUUCCCACCCAGCUUCGGGCCCUUGGAUUCGGAGUUUACCUUCCAGGCUUCCAGCUGCUCCUUCCUUGCCAAGUUCGGCUUUGACUUCAAGAAGUUUUUCAGGGAGGGCAUCCCGUAUCUGAACGAGGAACAGGAAUCGAGACUUCAAGGCCUUCUCGCUGCCGGAUCCUGGACCCUGAGCAACUCCACACUGAAGGAUCUGCUGAAGGUGUUGAUAGCUGAUGUUUCGGAAUGGGUUGUCCAGGCUCAAGAGGGAGAUUCACUUACUCUGUCCAGCAUUCCCGGUCUCCAGAUUUUUGAGGUGCAGCUGGUGUUGAGGAGAGGCCUGGCCAAUAUCUGGACCGAGGUGAAUGAUCAGAGCGAGGUUGUUGUUCACAAGGUCAGUUAUUCCAGACGGACACAGUUGGAGAACUCGGUCAGAGAUGGUUGCCGUGUGGAUCUGGUGCUGGAGGCUGUGCUGGGUUUUACCCGAGUCUUCCGUGACCUGGUCAAAUCCAACAAGUCCGAGCUAACACUUGAGGAACCAGAGGGCAAUGCUGAUUUGUCCAGUGUUAUCAAAGAGACGCUGCCCAGUCUGACUGGGUAUGAUGCACUUGGCUUGUUCAUUAAGGCUCAAGAGGAGAAGUGA